UUUGACAUUCUUUUGUUGACGGUGGAGGACUGUGAGUUCUUGGCAUGUUACGCUUUCAUGAAAAAUCCCUUUAAAAGUUAUCGCAAAGACCUUGGAUUUGUUUACUUUGGAAACAUGGGUGAAAGAGAGAGCGAACCACUGAAGGUCGCCCUGAUGAAGUGUUGUGAAGGUUCUUCCGGUCCAGGUGGCUCCCAAAUUGUCACCAAAAAUGCAGUGAUGCAACUGCGACCUAAAGUUGUCUACUCUGUUGGCUGCUGCGAGAGUCUAAAACCACACACAGCGAGAUUAGGGGAUGUUGUGAUAUCCUCUAAGCUGUCUACCCAAGCCUUCAGAACUCCAGUGGGAAAAGAUAUCGGAAAUCUCAUUCAGCAUUCAAGUGAUGGCUGGAAUCCACCAUUGAGAAUUCCAAACGCUCGUAAAGUAAAUGUGCACCGUGAUGGCGAGAUAUUGUGUGGUGUUGGUCUGCCCAGUGCUCAACUAUUACAUGUGUCCAACUCAAAUGUGACUGCUGUUGAAUCAGAAGGAGAAGGUUGGCCUUAUUUUUGCUUUAAAUCUGAUAUAUUAUUUGUAGGGUUACUUUUCAUUUGCAGCCCAAAACCCAUUGUAGUCCUCAACAUCUUUUAACAUAGAGAAUUAGCAACACAGCUAUAUCUAGUUCAAGCAGUGAAGCUGGACCAAUUUUCAACUAGUGUUUUGUUUUGCAGAAAUAGCAGACGUUUUACCUUUUUAUGUUGAAAGUUGUGAUGACAUGCUUCAUAUGGAUAUCUUUAAAUUUUUGUACAAACUUAAGAAUGACAAAAAAUCAAUAUGACCUUUUAGCAACACUUCUCGUUCAUGGCAUAAAGAUAUAGUGAGAAAAAAAGAAAGUAAUCAAUUUUCAUGAAUUUGACAAGAAAUUGUCACUUACUGCCAAGAUUUCUUGUGAAGUUUUAUCUUUUGGUUUAAAGUGCUCUUUAAAGGAAAAGCCUAAGAGAAAAGUAGUCUAUUGUCUUGUGCUGUCGUCUUAGGCUCACGUUAUACUACUAGUGAUUCGCCAAGGAAGGACGGCUUGACUUCCUGGAAUAUCGGGAAAACACCAAGCCUGCAUGUUUCUAGUUUGUUUUAUUUCACAACAUUUUGCUGAUUUCUCAGAUUAUUUGGUCAUGUUCAUUAUUUUUUUUUAUUGCCUGUCAGGGUCAGGUAAAAGGCUUUAUCACACAUUUUUAAAGACCACGCUGUAACUUGUAUGAGGCUGUUGGCCUGGGCAGUUGCAGCUUUCUGUAAAACGAGACUGGGUUUGGUUGCAGUAUAUGUGCAUAACAGUCGCCUUUACCCUUUGGAAUUUGUUUAUGAUUUUUUUAAAAAGAUUACACAAAAAGCGGGAGUAACACAGAAAUUAAAUGUAUGGUUAAUCAAAUGGUGAUGAGUCAAAUAAGGGAAUAAUUUCACUUAUUGCCGCUACAUGAAAGCGGUAAGUUCAAAUUUUUUAGCGACAUUUCUGGUCAAUAGCCCGAGACUUUACCGAUUAAUAUUAUGGGUGACAAAUUACAUUCACAAGGUGCGCUGUUUUGGCGCUAAACUGAUUAACAUCGAGAAAUUUGUCACCCAUGAUAUUAUGGAGUGAUUUACUUAUAAUAACCAACAGGAGGGCAUUUUGCAUGCGCAUGCGUGAAUCCGCUGAAUGACAGUAGCGUGGGCUCAUCAAAUCUGAUGGCGGGAAAUCGAAAACUCGCGCGUAAAGUUACAGUCCUUUUAAAAGCCAUUUCGUUGGUGCUUUGAAUACCGCACUUUCCUUCAAAAAAUAUUCUCCAUCACAAAAAUCAGACGUUUUCUACGCGGGUUUUCACUUGUAGAUUUUUCAGCAGUAGGUUUCCUUGGCCUUUUAAAGACUUUCAAGACUCAACGCCAAAAAGUCAUGUUCCUGUAUAAGUCUGAUUUUCACCGGCAAAGCAAUGCAUUUCUAUGGUUUGAUUUCCAAACUCGUGGUUUUACACAUCAGGGAGGAAAUGCAUCGUAGCAAUGUUCAGCUGCUUUAGGGCAAAAAGCGAAAAAAAAAAUUACCACGCAAGGUUUAUUUAUUAGCGCGAUGUCUCAUGUUAAACUGAUCGCGAAGACAAGCGUUUAUAUAUGCCACAAAAACGUGAAAUCUAUGGGGUUUUUACAGUUUUUGAAAGUUUUCAUGGAAAAAUUUAUAAAAAUAUUCUAUAGGAAAUGAAGAAUGGACUGAGCUUGAGAAAGAAACAAUUACAAGUGAUUAGGUAGAACAUAAUCACUUGAGCAUUUCUAAGCUCAGUUGCAGACAAAACGAAUGCACGCAUACUCCGAAAAAACGAACAGUACUUUUAUUUUUCUUUAACUCUAUAGAUACAAAGAUUUUUCCUAAGCUACUAUUUUGAAAGUACUCUUGAGUGACAGCUCCUGUGCUCCACAAUCGAUUUCUUGUUAUUAAUCUGUAUUUGAUGACAGUAGUGAUCCAUUCAAAACAGAGAAUGGCCAUCACUCCAUAUAAAUCUAAAUGACGAUGUUGUUCACCUUCAAAGCCUGUUUGAACAUAAGAUAGGAAGUUUGUUAAAGGGGUGCAUAUAAUGCUGUUUCCUCAAAAAAUAAAUACUUCUGCUAAAGGACCCAAAUGAGCUGGGAUGUGACAACAAACAUGACACAAAUGGAUGGAUAAAUUUGUCUGUUCUUAAUGUUUCUGUUGAGAGCUUUUUACUGUAUCCAGAUGAACCCCUUAUGUAAGUUGUACAUCAUGGAAGAAUUAUCAAGCAGAAACUGAUGCACUAAACAAGAAUGUGGUUCAAUACAGAGGAGAAGCUGGUCUCAGUCAACAUCCUUCGUGAAUGAAAUGUCUCACAAAUUAGCAUAUCAACAAAUGUAGUAUCCACAAAAUGGUAUCAUUUAGGAAUAAAUGCGAUUUUUUGGCAACAGAAGCCAGGAUUUAUUUAAAAGGUAUAUUGAUAACGUUUCAUUUCGUGCUAUUUUGGGGUUGGGGAGUUAGGCUAGAUUUUCUUUAAAACGCCAAAAUGUUAUAUUUAUUUGCAUAAUGAAAUGUAAACAAACAGUGUACCAUCAAAAUAUGGUGGAAAAAAAUCAGAAUUCAAACCGAUUGCUGUAAUUUUUUUUCCUUUGUAUAACUAAAUGAUAGAAUAUUCUUAUUUUCAAAACACAAUCUUACUGGCAUCAUUAUAUUGAUUUAAAUUUAUAGUUGAAGUGCGUGUAUUUUAUUUCUCAACGAAGACGUACCGGAGAAGAAAGCUAAAAUUAUUACAGAAGGCGAUUUUUCACAGCCUUCAUCAAAGCGCCCUUCAUUCGCGGAAGUAUUCUUAGUUUCAUUAAUCAUUAACUUAAUCUGGGGAGAAAGGCAAGAUUUCGAGAUAAACAAGCCAGAGAAAGGGUGAAAAACAGUUUCACGGCAGAAUGGACAUUUAAUUAACCACUGUAUUCCUCGAAACGAUUAAGUUCGAUUUUAGAGUUAUACUAUUGAGAAGAAUUAAGUAUCUAGGAUAAUUGUUCGACGAAAAACUAUCAUACUGACCUUUUCCUCCUGCUCAAAAAAUGUGCGCGAAAUGUUAGGUGGUAAGAACAUUCAGCCGCCAUCUUGUCUUCGAUGUACUGUUUUGCGAAAGGAAAGACUGUCCUCUCAAGGGCGACAGCGAGGCUACAAUAAACUCACUUUCAUCGUAAAAAAAUACCACGAUACCUUAAAGGACACGUCUGAGGAACGUAGCACCCAAUACACGUCAUUCAGCUCCAGAAAACAGCCUGCAAAUGCUGGUACUGAACGUAAACAAUUCACAGAAAAUGCCUCUAUGGCACUUCAACAGCCCAUAUUGACGCAUGCGCAUACAAAAUGCCUCCUGUUAUAAUAACCCGUGAAAUCGGGUAGUAGAAUACUACGCAUGCACUAUUUGUAGCUAUUUCGUACUAACCUGAGAUCAGGCUCUAUUUUCGUUUCGCUUUGAAAAUUACAUUCCGGCGGGCAUAGCGAAACGAAAAGAGAGCCUGAUACAAACCUUCUACGAAGCGUCUGCCGCCCACUUUUUUGAUUGAUUGACAUUUGCCGAAUCAGCCAACCAAAAUUACUUCCGUUGCUUGUUUUUCUAGUAAGCAAAUUUUUCACGCGUGGGAAAAAUGCAGACUGGCUGACCUGACUUAAAAAAUAGCUUUUGUCUGUUAAUUUUUUCCGCUAAAAAUAAAACAGUCAGCACAAUCACAUUUAACUUCUUGCCAGAUUAAGGGAGAUCUCGAAGGUUAUUUCUGUUGGCGUAGAAGGUAAAAAGUUUUCGAAAAGACGGCGACACGAUGUUCUACUAGUUUUAUUAUUUUGGCUAGGCGCGCUCGAAUUUAAAAUACUGAAAUUUCUAUUUUCCGUUGCCUUAAUAUUUUCCUCGGCAAUUUUCCCCGAUUUUCAGUACAUAAAUCUUUAAAAAAAAAACCAAACAGCCAACUAGCGAGGACACCAGUUUUCCUGGUUUAUUUUUUACAAAAAGCGAAGGCAAACAACCAGUCUGUUAACACUGAAAAUUCAUUGAACAGUGAUGGCAUAUUUUUGGUCUAAUACUUCACAGUUGGCGAUUGAGGUUUCUUUCACAGUGAGCCUCCGCUUGCGUACCCCGUUCAGAGAAGUCAUUCCCGGCUAAACUUUCAAAUGAAACCAGUUUUAAGAGGGACAGUAUUUUGACUUGCACCCGUUUGCAGGUAAAUCAAAAGGCACCUUGUUAGCGUUCCACAACUUGCAGAGGGAUUCAACUCCGCGAUACACUCACUUUCCGUAAAUAAAGCAAAUCCUGAGAAGAUAUUAACAACCAUAUGAAUUUUCUGAAUUUCCAUGGCACAUAUUCCGCCGACGACAGAUCAUUCACGAAAACAACCACGCGAGGAAUAAGCGCUUUCAACUUCCGGCAUUUUCGACAGCCAAUCAGAUCUUGUGGCAUUGUUCUAACAGCCAAUCAGCGUUACGGCCAAAAUCUGGCCGUAACGAGCACAAACGUGAAUGAGUUUGGAUCAGGCCCAAUCAUUGGGCCUAAAGUUUAGCGGUAGCCGUUAGAGAGAAUGUAUGAGAACCGCUAAAAUUGGGCCUGAUCUCAGGUUAAUUUUGUACUAGUUGUUUUUAAUUGUUUCACGGGUCAACUCGAGUAAAAUCACUAUAACAGAAACUUAAUUUCAUACACUUGGCGGGAGCCUGAAUCCCGGGGCCUGAAUCCGGUUCUUUUUCAAUUAAUGUAGACGAAUGUAUUAAUUGAUGAAUUAACAAUUAUUACGCUAAUUUAUAAUUUCUAAGCUACGUGCAAACGGCCGCAACAUCUACCAACAUUAGGGAGUUAAAGCAAGGACGAUGUUGACGGCAACGAACGGCAAAAAAGCAAUAGUUUCAGAUUUUCAAAACAACAACUUUGCACGUGCAUCACGCAUUUUUGACAUUUCUUUGCCGUCACUGCACGACUACGACGUGAAACCUCAUAAUGUUUUAUGGAGAACAUGAACACAAACAAAAAGGUGUUUCUUUUUCUUUUUGAGACAGUCCUUUAGAAUUCAACUGAUAACAAAAUCGCUAACAUUUGACAAGUUAAAAGAGUUGGAAUAAGGGUGACUAAGUUUGUAACAGCGCGAAUUCACUCUUUAGGGGGGCGUUUUCGCUGCCGUUGUCCGCCCAAAAAUGUUGGGAGUUGUUGCGUCCGUUUCCACGUAGCUUAAAAGUUUGACUGGUUUCAAACUUUGCGCAACAAUUCCCGACAAAAUGCAACAACAGGGCUUGCAAACGGACACAACAUGAAACAUCUCAGCGAGCCCAGAACCACAAUAGCCUACUGGAAGCCAAAUUAUAAGGAUUUGUAUGGAUAUUUAUUUAAAGAUCGAUAAAACGGUUAAAAUGUACAUAAACAGCCAUCGAAGUAAACAUUACCUCAUAAAGAGUUUGUCUGUGUCGUUUCCUCACCGUUUCCUGCCCUACAAACGCCAUUUUAGUGUCUCAACUACGAAGAAGAAGACAAGGGAAAACUCGGCUGUACUACGCUAACAGAAGAAAAAGCUACAAAAAUUACCUUCAUUCCACUUCAAUCGCUCCCAAACUUCGCUUGAGUAUAGACCGAAGAUCUUCCUUCCUUAAAAACGUCAAUUUAGCUCGAAACAUCGAGCCAUGGCCUCAGGAGGACCAGAAAUGUCGCUAUAUUUGAACUUACCGCUUCCGUGCUAGCCUGCGUAGCAGGCGUUUUCGUUUGGUUUCGGAGCAAUGAAAGAGGGGGAAGGGGGAGCCAAUUUUUCGCACGGUCUUUGACUCUCACUCCUUGUUCUUUGCUCCUAAACCGCACGAAAACGCUUGCUACGCAGGCUACUUCGGUGCAUCCGCUCUUCUUCGUGGUGACCUACCGAUGGCGUUGCUCUUGGCUUAGUAGCCAAGCUGCACAUUCAAAAUACCCUUGACGGGAACUCGUAAUUUUCCCGACAUUUCUCUGUAAAAUGAGCGAAAGCGUUCCCUGGGCACCCCUGCGAAUCUGUUUUUUUAUGGGUUGAUUUUUCCCCUGUCUAUCCCUGCCGAGGGGAUUUUUAAUGUGCAGCGUGGCAACUACGCCAAGAGCAACACUAUCGGUAGGUCACCACGAAGGAGAGCGGGUGCACGGAAGCGGUAGGUUCAAAUUUUUUAGCGACAAUUCUGGUCCUCUUGAGGCCAUGGCUCGAUGUUUCGAACUAAAUUGACGUUUUUAAGGAAGAAAGAUCUUCGGUCUAUGCUCAAGCGAAAUUUGGGAGCAAUUGGAGUGGAGUGAAGGUAAUUUUUGUAGCCUUUUGGUCUGGCAGCGUAGUACAGCCGAGUUUUCCCUUGUCUUCUUCUUAGUAGUUGAGAACCAAAACAUUAAAACUUUCUAAACUGGCAUUUAUAGGGAAGAAAAGUGUAAGAAAACAACACAGAAAAAAACCUCUUUACGAGGUAUGUAUACUUCCAUAGCUGCUUAUGUAUAUUUUAACCGUUUUAUCGAUCUUGAGAUAAAUAUCCAUAAAAAUCCUUAUAAUUUGGCUUCCAGUAGGCUGUUGUGAUUCUGGGCGCCCUGUAGUAACAUCCAACAAUGUUCAAAGUUGUUGGUCAUUAAUGUUGCGUUCGUUUGCACCUGGCUUUAGGUCAGGAGGCUUUCGUCUGGGAAGAAAUCCUGCUGUGCUCGCUUAAAUUUUCCUUAGGUUUAUAAGAAACCAUCAAAGUUACUUCUUUUACAAUGUUUUGUUUCAAGUACGUGUUUCACUGUUUGUUGUAGGUGUCUUUGUAGCCGCGCAUGACCUGAAGAUUGAAUGGGUGAUUGUCAAAGGCGUUUGUCAUUUCAUCAAUGAUCCCGAUCCCCCUGAUGAACUGUGGAAGUCGUUUGCCAGCACGAUGGCAGCUUCUCUUGUGUCCAACAUGUUAAAUGACCCACUCGUUUUUAAAGAUUGGCCACACUUUGACGGUAAGUGUUUUUCUGCUUGGUUGACGGCGUUACGCUGUAUAAACCCAGUCUAUCAACAAGGGUGCGAAUCAUCGGUCAUGUUUGUAUAAAAAGGGGGUACACGUUAUUGCCAUUUGGUCUGGUCACGGGAUGUGGAAGGGUUGUCCAAUGCACCCAAGCCAUCCUAAACGAAGGAUUCUCUGUAUUAACGUGAUGCAAUAUAUUAUAUGAAAUGAUGCGUCUUGCUCUUGUCUCGUAUAACGCCGGCGUUGUUUGCAUUUAUAGCGUCUCCCUUAAGAUAUUAGUAGAGCACUGAUCUUCAUUCGUUAGCUGGUGCGGGUGUCUGUAUUAUUACUGGAUGUCUUAGCUUGUUACAGGCGCUUAGAGAGUGGGGAGAUCGACAUAAGGCUACAAAAGUGGUGAGAAAAGAAGGGCGUUCUCCUCUUAUAUUUCAAUUUCAUUGCGCUGCACCCACCGUUCCCCCACUAUGCAAACGCCUGGAAUUAGCCUUUUUUCGGGGCGGGGGGUGUCCUACAGUAUUUCCGUUUAAACUUGCUGGUCCGUAAACAAGGUGUUAGCAUCGACAGAGGAACGGGGUGUUGACAUUCGCUGGUAAGGUUAUUCACAUUUAAGUGCCUUUUCCCUUUUGAUUUCCGUAUUCACCGAUUUCUUACUCCAUGAUGUAAUUUGUUUCUAGUCAUAUUACUGUAAAAACCAAACACAAAUAUGAGAAGGCGAAAAGGUGAAAAUCUGGAUCUUUAGAUUUUGUAUUCAAUGUCGUUAUUUUCUAUUCUUAGGCAACAUAAAUGACAAUCAUGGGGAGGCAAGUAAGGAAUUGGGAAAGAUCGGAGGAAGGUUCAAGAAUGAGAAUGGUUUAUCAGAAAACACACCAAAGGGUAAGUUACAACUCUAGAAACUUCCCCACGAACGUUUGGUGAGGAAAAUGGCAGCUAUCAAGAGAGGAUAUACAAUGGAGGUCAAAAGUGUUGGGACCUUUCCAGUAAUAUUAGUAAAACUAGUACUUCUUAAAAGAACUUAAAGCCGAUCAUAAAAUUGCCGUUAGAAGUAGGGUCCUACGUUAUUACGUUAUUACUUGGAAGGGCUUUUCACACAGUCCCAAGUUCUUUCGUCCUCCAUUGUCUGAAAUUGACUUAGUUUUAUUUGGUAAAAUGGUUUCUAUACGCUGCAGAUGAUCCACCUGUUGCGCUAAAGAGUUAGGGUGUUCGGCGUGGACAUUCAGUUUACACAAACAGAAUUAAGUGAUUAUUUGAACGACGUGUUUUUGAUUGAGUUUUUAAAGAUACUUAAUACUUGUAGUACUUGCUUUUACUAUUUGAGAAGGCGCACUUAGAAGACACAAAAGGCAUUUCUCAGCCAAGAAACAGUACGACCCUUUUGAUACCGUACAAACUGGCCCGGUCGAGAUAUAAUUAGAGCGCGCUCCCCUCAGAGAAAAUCGGGGAGAGAGACGUCUGUGAAUCGCAAGUAAUUUCCGGUAUUUUGAUUGGUGAAUGAAUCUCAGAACAGAUUUCCCGGGGAAAACCUCAGCCUUUGUGAUAGCCUGCGAGAGCAUCCGGUUUUUUCGGCUUUAGUUUCACCCGCCGAGAAAAAUCGGAGGGAGAGAAGCCACGACGGGAAAUACGUCUGCGGUUCGCAGGGUACCUUUGUGACAGCUUACUACAUUUAUAUACCAUCGUUCUAUCCAGGGUAUUUGAGGGGUAGAAACUUCCCCCUCAAAAUGCCCUGCUUCCCCCCCAAAGAAAUAUUGUUAUCAUUACAGUAUAUAAUUAACUAUAUCGGAAAAAUUAUCCAGACGCCACGAGGUCGGUGCACAAUCUGUAACAUUUCACAAAAUUGUGUCUAAAAAUGCACCAGACUGCAUCUCAGUAGCCUGCGUAGCAGGUGCUUGGAGUAGUGGGGAAAAGAGAGAACGGGCGUGCCCGAGGGAGACACGCGUUUCUCCUUCUCGCGCGCCCGUUUUUUCUUGUGCCCACACUGGUAGCCCAAGCUGGAAAUAUGAGCAUCGGCGAGGAUCGGCAUUGUUGCGUAACAUUCAAAAUAUAAGAAUUUGUAUGGAAAAAAAACUAUCGUUUCUGUAACCUACGAAAAUGAAAGGAUUUCAAUGAAAAACAGCUUACCUUACUUAAAAUGUGUGUUACGUCUCUCCUGUGUGGUCCACGGGACGAUUUAUGGCCGUUUUAUGGGUUUUUAUGUAAACGGUUUUCUCUCUAAACCUUUAUAUAGAGGUCUAUAGAGAGAAAACCGUUUACGCUAGCUUGUGCUCAGUAAUUGUAUGACUCCAUAAAUUCGAUUCGCUUUUUUUUCGCAGAUCCGGUAACAUUCGAUAAAGUUUUCUUCGCUUUGUUAAGUGUGAUAUAUUUUUAAGGACGGUGCCUUGUUCAAUGGUUCAUUUGCUUGGCCUCGACAUUCCCAUGAAUUUUGAGCUGCCAGACAUAACAAAUGCUCUAAACCUGAAUAACACAUUAAGUUCCUAUGUUAUUAACCUCAUGAGAGAAAAAUAAUUGUCAUUUAACAUUUUAAUAUUUUUACGUAAGAAAACUUGGCAAAAUCAAGAGAAUGAGCUAGAAUGUUGACACACAAACGUAAAGAAUGUUUAAGCUAUGGGAGAGGUGCUAGAUCGCAACGUGUUCAUGUCCUCCUGUGCUUAUGUAUUUUGCGCGGAAAGCCAGACCUUUCCAGUCCCAACAAAAAUACUCUUCUAGUUUUGAACCGGCUUAAGCCCCAACCCUAAGUUAAUUUUCAAUGCCGGGACACGAAGCUUUGAUUUUGGGCGCGAGACUCAACAGAGACGGCUGUGGCCAUUUUUUUGAAGCGCGAGGCGAUCACAAGCUUUUUUUGAAAUGUCAGUUACAAAGUACUUCUCCUGUUGCUGGUCUAAAACUAACUUCUUUUUCGAACUGGCGGACGGCACGUCCCAUACAGUUCCAUGCAACAUAUUCUACUCCUGUUCCUAGUCUAAGACUAGCUUCUUUCUCGAACUGGCGAACGGCGCGUUCCAUACAGUUCGAUGUAACAUAUCCUACUCCUGUUUAUACACUAAAACUAACUUCUUUAUCAAACUGGCGGACGGCGCGUCCCAUACAGAUCGAUGUAACAUUUCUACCCCUUUUCCUAGUAUAAAACUAACUUCCUUAUCGAACUGGCGGACGGCGCGUCCCAUACAGAUUGGUGUAACAUAUCCUACUCCCGUUUCUAGCCUAAAACUAACUUCUUUUUCGAACUGGCGGACGGCGCGUCCCAUACAGUUCGAUGUAGCAUUUUCUACUCCUGUUUCUAGUUUAAAACUAACUUCCUUUUCAAACUGGCGGACGGCGCGUCCCAUACAGUUCGAUGUAACAUUUUCUACUCCUGUUUCUAGUCUAAAACUAACUUCUUUAUCGUACUGGCGGACGGCGCGUCCCAUACAGUUCGAUGUAACAUUUCCUACUCCUGUUUCUAGUCUAAAACUAACUUCCUUUUCGAACUGGCGGACGGCCCGUCCCAUACAGUUUGAUGUAACAUAUCCUACUCCUGUUUCUAACCUAAAACUAACUUCCUUUUCGAACUGGCGGACGGCGCGUCCCAUACAGUUCGAUGUAAUAUUUUCUACCCUUUUCCUAGUUUAAAACUAACUUCCUUAUCGAACUGGUGGACGGUGUGUCCCAUACAGAUUGAUGUAACAUAUCCUACUCCUGUUUCUAACCUAAAACUAACUUCUUUAUCGAACUGGCUGACGACGCGUCCCAUACAGUUCGAUGUAACAUUUUCUACUCCUGUUUCUAGGCUAAAACUAACUUCCUUUUCAAACUGGCGGACGGCACAUCCCAUACAGUUCGAUAUAAUAUUUUCUACCCUGUUCCUAGUUAAAAACUAACUUCCUUUUCGAACUGGCGGACGGCCCGUCCCAUACACUUCGAUGUAACAUAUCCUACUCCUGUUUCUAGUCUAAAACUAACUUCCUUUUCGAACUGGCGGACGGCGCGUCCCAUACAGUUCGAUGUAAUAUUUUCUACCCUUUUCCUAGUUUAAAACUAACUUUUUUAUCGCACUGGUGGACGGCGCGUCCUAUACAGUUCGAUGUAACAUAGCUCCUGUUUCUAGGCUAAAACUAACUUCCUUUUCGAACUGGCGGACGGCACGUCCCAUACAGUUCAAUGUAAUAUUUUCUACCCUGUUCCUGGUUAAAAACUAACUUCCUUAUCGAACUGGCGGACGGCAGGUCCGAUACAGUUCGAUGUAACAUUUCUACCCUUUUUCCUAGUGUAAAACUAACUUCUUUAUCGAACUGGGGCACGGCGCAUUCCAUACAAAUCGGUGUAACAUAUCCUCCUCCCGUUUCUAGUCUAAAACUAACUUCUUUAUCGUCCUGGCGGACGGCGCGUCCCAUACAGAUCGAUGUAACUUUUCUACCCCUGUUCCUAGUUUAAAACUAACUUCCUUUUCGAACUGGCGGACGGCGCAUCCCAUACAGUUCGAUGUAACAUAUCCUACUCCUGUUUCUAACCUAAAACUAACUUCCUUUUCGAACUGGCGGACGGCGCGUCCCAUACAGUUCGAUGUAAUAUUUUCUACCCUUUUCCUAGUUUAAAACUAACUUCUUUUUCGAACUGGCGGACGGCGCGUCCCAUACUGUUCGAUGUAACAUGUUCUACUUUUGUUUCUAGGCUAAAAACUAACUUCCUUUUCGAACUGGCGGACGGCACGUCCCAUACAGUUCGAUAUAAUAUUUUCUACCCUGUUCCUAGUUUAAAACUAACUUCCUUUUUAAACUGGCGGACGGCGCAUCCCAUACAGUUUGAUGUAACAUAUCCUACUCCUGUUUCUAACCUAAAACUAACUUCUUUUUCGAACUGGCGGACGGCGCGUCCUAUACUUUUCGAUGUAACAUUUUCUACUCCUGUUUCUAGGCUAAAACUAACUUUCUUUUCGAACUGGCGGACAGCACGUCCCAUAGAGUUCGAUGUAAUAUUUUCUACCCUGUUCCUAGUUUAAAUCUAAGUUCUUUGUUGAUCUGGCGGACGGCGCGUCCCAUACAGCUCGAUGUAACAUUUUCUACUCCUGUUUCUAUUCUAAAACUAACCUCUUUAUCGAACUGGCGGACGGCGCGUCCCACACAGAUCGAUGUAACAUUUCUACCCCUUUUCCUAGUAUAAAACUAACUUCUUUAUCGAGCUGGCACGUCCCAUACAGUUCGAUGUAAUAUAUUCUACCCUGUUGCUAGUUUAAAACUAACUUCUUUUUUGAACUGGCGGACGGCGCGUCUCAUACAGUUCGAUGUAACAUUUUAUACUCCUGUUUCUAGUCUAAAACUAACCUCUUUAUCGUACUGCCGUACGGCGCGUCCCAUACAGGUCCAUGUAACAUUUCCUACUCCUGUUCCUAGUUUAAAACCAACUUUCUUUUCAAACUGACGGACGGCGCGUCCCAUACAGUUUGAUGUAACAUAUCCUACUCCUGUUCCUAACCUAAAACUAACUUCUUUUUUGAACUGGCGGACGGUGCGUCCCAUACAGUUCGAUGUAACAUUUUCUAGUCCUGUUUCUAGUCUAAAACUAACUUCCUUUUCGAACUGGCGGACGGCGCGUCCCAUACAGUUUGAUGUAAUAUUUUCUACCCUGUUCCUAGUUUAAAACUUACUUCUUUUUCGAACUGACGGACGGUGCGUCCCACACAGUUCGAUGUAAUAUUUUCUACCCUGUUCCUAGUUUAAAACUUACUUCUUUAUCGGACUGGCGGACGGCGCGUCCCAUACAGUUCGAUGUAACAUUUUCUACUCCUGUUCCUAGUUUAAAACUAACUCCCUUUUCAAACUGGCUGACGGCGCGUCCCAUACAGUUUGAUGUAACAUUUUCUACUCAUGUUGCUAGUUUAAACUAACUCCUUUUAAUUUUCUUACUUAUGGAAACUGGCGCGUCAGGAAUUUUAAUGUAUCAGUACUGACUCGUGCGAUUUUCAUGCCGGGUUUUUAUGGAAGAAUAAUAAAUAGGUGAGCGGAAUAGAGUCCCUUACAUUUUACGUAUAAACGAUGAUGAAAGUAGAAUUUUGAUUUUAAGAGUAGCGUGUGUUUAGGGUUUUAUGCAUCGGUAGCCCUUCGCGAAGGGUUGGAAGAGAACAGUGCACUUUGCAAACAGUUUAAGAGAGUGUGUUCAAAAUCGAAUACAGUUAAUUUAUGGUAGUUAGAUUAUAACUCAGUAAUAACAGAACAAUUGAUAGUGAAGAGAAAGAAAUUAUUUUAUUUAUUGCAGUCAGUUUCAAGACCUCCUUAGGGCCUGUUUACAUGGAGGUGGGGGACCCCAGGUGGGUGAGGUAACCCGCUUAGGUGGGGUAACCCGCCUGUCCAUACAAUCUCUCAUUUUAAUGCAAUCACAUUUACAUGUUAGGUGGGGUAACCCGCCACAUGUUACCUCACCAACCUGGGGUCCCCCACCUUCAUGUAAAACAGGCCCUUAGAUUGUUUUUAACAAGAGAGAGACGAGUAUCUUUCGAACGAUCGCAAGGGAGAACCCGGAAGUCCCCAGACGGGCACUUAGAUGAUACUAAAGCGCGCCGAAUAAAUUGAUUACGGAUUUUGAAAUACGCGUGUUCGAAAUAUUUUUACCUAACUCUGCGUAUUGAAAUAUGUACUAAUUAUUGUCUGCUUGCUUUUAGCAGUCUUCUACGGUCUAUCGUAUUAAAGCAAAUACACAUUACGCUGAUUCAAAAAACUUGUCAAAAUUUUCUACUCUGAUGAUUUCCCCGUGAUUUCCUCAUCUCUGACAAUCUCGCCUAUCAAAAAUGUUUUGUUUUACAAAGGCUGCUUUAUUCAGGCUUUAUUUUCACUGCGAUUUUACUUUAUGUUUAUUGAAUGAACCGCUGGGUCUUAGUUUGAAUACAUUUUAAUGUUUUCAAAGGCGACACUCAAACAAAGACUCUUAAAAGAGUGUUUGCGGAUCAUAUUCUGUCGGCGUUUUCUUCUAUUCACGACUUCUUAAAAAAAAUAAACAGAAAGUAAUUAUGUCACGUUUUCCUACCGGCAUUUUCUGGUUUGUUUUCAAUGUAUUGACAUCAUCCUUGACAUAAUAAUGGAUUACUGAAGACACCUCACUGGUCUCUGGGGGAAGAAAACCCAGCGCGACUUAGGUGAAGGUAUGUUAGGAAUGCUAGUACAAUGUACCAAGGACUCGUAUGCGGUACUUACAGUCGGGCUCUGCGCGUCCUGUCAUGGACGUAACGCACAUUUUAUUUCCAAAAAUUCAAGCGGAUGCCGGCUCCUGAUUGGGCACAAAAAAUGCUUUGUAUUAUUGUGCCCAAUCGGCGAACAGUUUCUCCUGAGUUCUUUUCGUGAGGUCGUACACGACGGCUAUUGUUUUGAUCACGGCUUGUCUGACUCAUGCACCAAAGAAAUGCACGCAGUCAGGAAGGUUUCAGUUUGAUAUAAAAUUCCCAUCUGAUUUCAAAAUACUGUACAUGUCUGCCCGAAAACUAAAGACGCUUUUCCAAAAAUACAAGCUUGAGCUUACAACAGGUAUUCACGCUUCCAUCGGUCACGUCUUGAGUAAAUAUUAGGGAAUUUUUAAAAGAUACCACGAAGGCUGACAACCACGAAAAGGUCGCAUGGAAAAGGGAAUUCACAUUUUUUUCAGUUUCUAUCGUGAUUUUUUCUUAGUUUGUCAAAUGCAAGCGAACUCUGCUGGAGCUGAAUUUCUAUCAACCAUAUCCAAGUUCAUGGAGAGAAUGAAUUUUGUCAUUGCUUGUUUACGUCCUUCACAAAACGUUAAAUUAGGCAUUUUCGUGGGUAGUCGUGCAGUUGACGGCAAAGAAAUGUACAAAAAAGUGUGAUGCACGUGCAAAGUUGUUGUUUUGCCUUGUUAAGUUAUUCCUUAUUUGACUUUCUCGUCGACGCCGCAUCUUUAACUUCCUAUUAUUUACGAUACAUUGUGAUGAGUUACAAAAAGAUUAUUCUCGGGGAAAGUUGAAUUGCUCCUGCUGAUAGCAUCCCCAACGUUUUUUCGACUCAUCGGUAGUUCUUUCGUUUCUGGUUAGGACGAAUUACAACGAAUCGGGCAAAUGUGGCAAGACAUUAGCCGUCGUGUACCAUCUCACGAAAAGAACUCAGGAAAAACUCUUUGCCGAUUGGGCACAAUAAUACAAAGCAUUUUUUGUGCCCAAUUAGAAACCGGCAUCGGCUUGAAGUUUUGGAAAUAGUUCGGUGAGAGUCGGUACCCAGGGGCUUUUUCGCCCAUAAUUGAAAACUUUCGUCGCGCCCUUUCUCCCGACCCGACUGACUGCCCCUGGGUCUCCGAGGAUGAUCCGAUCAGAGACGGUUAACAUUGCUGUGAAUGCGUUUGCUUGUCUGGCGUGUCGUUUUGAGUGUCUUAUUCACCUCCCAAGGAGAUCGAGAGUUAAUAGUUAACGUGACAAUAUUGAGUUUGCCUAAUGGUCGUGGGUCGUAGGUUGUGGGUACAAGUCGUGGGUGUGGGUAAAAGUCGUGGGUGUGGGUAAUGAUUAAAAAUUAUUGUUAACAUGAGAAAAUGCAAGGGGUGACAGGCCGCACAUCUAUACCGGCGUGAAACCUUGUGUAAACCGCGCAAAUUAGUUUAAUCUCUCGAGGUCUCAAAUUUAUACCAGUCAACAAAUCUAUUAACAGGAACAUGGUUAAAAAUAAGGGACGGGCAUCACACGACUCCUGCACUAAGUCGUAUUAGAAGUAGUAUGACCUUCAGAGCUUCGCUCUAACUAGUAGGUCCUUAGGAGAUUUUCCCUUGUGAUAAGAUAUGAGGGGAGGCUCCUUAAAGAUUUCUCUUAAGUCGUUGCUGGUUUUGUAUGGGGUGCCAUUUCCCCAUAAGUAUUCUUUUCAGGCUAGGCAAAGCCGGGUGGUAUUGUGUAACAAAAGGUAGAAGUUUUUUGCCUGCGGAUUUGUUUCUCUGUUGUAGCGCUGUUUUCCUGUCGGCAAAUUUUACCUCAGAGAGAUACUUUCUUAAAAUAGCGGCAAGGUAGCCUCUUUCUAACAGGCGGUUGUAAAAAUGUCUGAUAUUCCUCUCAGAUGUGAUCUGCGAGGAAUUAGUCCUUAGAAGCCUGAGCGCUUCCCCUUUGAUGAAGCCUUUUUUCACGCUUGCUGGGUGACACGAGUAGAAGUUCGUGUACUGGAAUCUUUCUGUUGGUUUGUAAUGUGUUUGCACGUCUAGGAUUGAUUCCUUGUCGAAUCUAACCCCUUUGUACACUUUUGCGUCCAAGAACGUGAUCUCUGUUUCUGACAUCUCAGCCGUGAAUUUUAUCGUAGAGUGAAAGUUAUUUGCCUUUUCCACAAAGCUCUCUAUUUUGUCUAGACUUGUGUUCCAUAGCGAAAACACAUCGUCAAUAUACCUUUUCCAAACAAGCGGCUUGAUGCAACUCUCACUCAAUAUUUGUCUUUCUAUUCUGGCUAUGAAGAUGUUUGCAAAGGCAACGGCCAUCUUUGUUCCCAUGGCUGUUCCAUGGGUUUGUAGGUAGUUGCUACCGCAGAAUUGGAACGAAUUUUCUGUUAAUAUAAGGUAGAGCAUUUCUCUAAGGUACUUGGUGGGUAUAGGGGCUUUGUCCCCAUAAAAAUCUUCGUAUGCGUGACAUACGGUGGUUACGCCCUCUUCGUGUGGUAUGUUGGUGUAGAGACUAGUAACGUCCGUAGAGACUAGCACUGGUUUAGGCAAUUUUGUACUCUCAAUAACCCCUCACUCAACCUAUGGUUGAAACCACAAACAGAAAAGUUACGCAGCUAAUUAAGUCGCUGCUGCAGGAAGGCAUUGACGAUAUGACAGCCAAAUGGCUAUCCCUCACGCCUAAUCCUCCGCGUACCCCUAUUUUCUACACACUUACAAAGAUUCACAAACCGACACCUGUCGGUAGACCUAUAAUAUCAGGGUGCGAUGGCCCCACAGAGUAGCCUGCAAAGCAGGCGUAUUUUAGAGCGCGAUCCAUGAAUUGUUUUCAGGAAUGACGUUGUCCCGCCAUCUUGGACGUUCAUACUACCAGAGAGUUGGGACGAGUCAAAAAAAAGGUUUUAAGGGAGAGGUAGAUGGGUUUAAAAUAGGGGAGUGGGAAGGGAGGGAAGGAAAAAAAACCUCCGAGUUUUCGAUAAAAAACGCCUGCUCUGCAGGCUACCACGGAGCGAAUAUCUGCAUUUGUAGAUCGACUCAUUCAACCAAUAGCACAGAAACAAGACUCGUAUCUAAAAGAUACGACAAACUUCCUGAAUUUUGAUAAUUGUUUUUCUCAUUCAGCAAAGCUAAACCCUCGUUUAUCUUACUUUCUUUGCUCAUCAUGACGGAUGUUGUUCUUUUGGUCUGCCAUUUUGAGUAUAAUGGUUUUGCCACGCGACAAUUGUUUGAGUACUUGCACAGGCGGCCCAAACUCACGUUGCGAGGGAAGGGUGUAAUGUAAUUUACAUAACAUAUUCGUUCUAUGAAAGGAGUAACAGCGGUUACGCAAUAAAGCCAAAAAAAUCAGUAAAACGACAAACAGACACCAAAACGCAGUGGAAUAGAUUGCAGGUAUGUCUUUUUUAUUCAUUUCAUUUAAGAAAAAGUAAGGUUUAGCGUUAUUUAGCGUUCGCAGAUCUCAGUAAUAUAUUUCUCAUACAAAGUCUCUUAUAUUUUCAACGGUCGCCUGUAAUACGACACCGGAGCGUAACCUAUGUUAUGUAAAUUACAUUUCACCCUUCUCUCGCAACGUGAGUUUGGGCGGCCUGUGCUUCUAGGAAGGUUUCUAAAGCUACGGAAGGCUGGACUGGUGGAUUCCAGUCUGAUUUCACGUGAAAUGGAUGUGGCUCUCUUUCUUUACCGUAAUAUAUGUACUGGAGGUGCAUUCGUCUCGCAAAUAGAUCAAAAUCUUUUAGGAGUUCGCGCCUGAUGUUGUUUUCUGUUCUUACGGGUCCCGGGGGUUGGGUUACGGGUGUAGGGAUACAUUUUAAACCCCGGGAGAGCAGAGUGAUUUGCUCAUCUGUCAGUUGUUCGUUUGACAGGUUUCUGAUGUCUUUUCUGUGUGACUCAAUUAUGUUGUUGCAACGAAUUUUCCCUUUGUUUCUAUUGCGUUCUUUUCUCUUUCGGUUGAAAACCGUUUUUUGCUUUCUGAAUUUAUCUUUUGCUUUUCCCCUUAUUUCCAAAGACUCAGAUCAUAAACGGGGAUAAGAUUCACAUCGUUUAUUCUCUUGUGUUUCUUGUCUUUUGGCACCCGCCUCAGGUUUCUUCUCGGUUAUAUAGAGUUCAGCGUCGUCUCAAAGGUCAUUUGCGGCCUCUCCUCGCUUGUUUUACCCUCCCCACCCUCCCUGGGUCUUAUUUUAUAGCCUGUAUUUUCAAUAAUUGUGUCUACUAACUGGGAUUAAUUCAAAGAUAGGCAUCGUAUUGCUUAUUCAGAUAAAUAAUGAUUGACUACUCUUAUAUUAUAUGGAACUGAUCCCGGCUUCCUUAAUUUUCGGAUUUGCUCUUUGCUCUUUUUAGCAUUAAGUUAACUUGUGUGCGUGUUCUUCAAGCGUUUGACCAAAACAAAUUUUCCCAAAAUAUUAUCAAGAUAUUACACCAGUCCUGAAAAUAGCUCCUAUAGGUUCCUGCCUUUACCCAACCGUACCCAUUUUCAUACAUUGUGUUAUAUUUGUUUUGUUAUGUUAUUAGUUAUCGAGUAGUUAAAAAAAUCAAAAACUUGUAAUAUUGUAAAUUAUUAAUAUUAAACAAAAAUUAGUAACACUAUUAAUUAUUAAUUAUGAUUGAAAAUUAAUUUUUUAUCAUUACCCACACCCACGACUUUUACCCACAACCCACGAUCAUUAGGCAAACUCAACAAUAUUAGAAACGUGAGACGAAACUCGCACGCGCACCAAUGGUUUAACACGCGCACCAAUGGUUUAAGUCAUAUUUAGAGAAUCGUACUCAAAUGUGCUCCAUCAACGGAUCGCUCUCUCAAAGCUGUUUGUUAAGUUGUGGUGUUCCCCAGGGGACAAUUUUAGGUCCACUACUAUUUCUGUUAUACAUCAACGAUCUUCCAAACUCUCUUCCAAACUGUGAGCCGAGGAUGUACGCUGAUGACACCCACCUUACAUACGCAGGUGAUAACGCAGACAAUAUUCAGUUGCAUCUAAAUCAAGAUUUAGAAAAUGUUCACAACUGGCUGAGAGCAAACAAACUUACUCUAAAUAUGACUAAAACCGAAUUUAUGCAUAUCGGAUCUAGGCAGAGGCUAAGUACUCUCACAGAGUCCCCGACAUUUGCAAUUAAUGAUUUUCAAGUUAGCCAGGUCACUACUGCAAAAUCACUUGGACUGACCAUCGAUGACAGACUUGAUUGGAGUGGCUAUAUCGAGAAAGUAACAAAGAAAGUCGCUUCUGGUAUUGGGGCCAUAAAACGAAUAAGGCACCUUGUCCCUCAGGCGACCUUACAACUAAUAUAUCAAGCUUUAAUACAGCCACACUUUGAUUAUUUUAACAUUGUUUGGAGAAACUGUGGGAUAACCUUACGGAAUAAGGUUCAAAAGCUACAAAACAGAGCAGCCCGUGUUUUGACCUACUCAAGCUAUGACGUAGAUGCUGGUCACCUUUUCAAACUUCUAGGGUGGAAAAACUUAGCUUGCCAGCAACAAAUUCAAAGAGCUACGAUGGUUUACAGGUCUCUACACGGGUUGGCUCCAAACUAUCUACAUCUAAAUUUGAAAGGCGAGAAGUCGCAUAUAACCUAAGGGACUCUGAAAAUAAACUCAAUGUUCCAUUACCGCUCACAAACUAUUACAAAAACAGCUUCAGCUAUAGUGGCGCCAUUCUCUGGAACAGUCUUCCUUGUAACUUAAGGGAAGCAGAGUCCUUUGGGCAAUUUAAACGAUUACUCAAAGAACUGUAAGGCACGGCAUUCGUGGAAAGCAGCUUUUUUAUUUAAAUAUUUUUAUUAUAUUAGUAUUAGGCAAUUUUUAAAGCUGACGAAUUUUGUACCGUGGAUAAAUAAAGAUUAUCUAUCUAUCUAAACUUGAGCGUCUUAUUUACGACGUGCCAGACUAGCAAACGCAUUCACAGCAAUGUUAACCGUCUCUGAUCGGAUCAGAUUCAAAUCCCUUCCAAAACGGCUCAUAAAGACACAGGAACAAAAGGUAAACACAUUUUAUUAUUUUAUUAGCAAAUGCAGCGUUCGGGUUCCCUGUGCAAAUGCAUACCGGAACACGAUUAAAGGGACUGGUUCACGAUAAUGCGCAUGUGUGAGUUCUGACAGUAGCUGAUUGUUUUUCAACCAAUCGGAAGCGAGUUAGAUGCACGCAAGUAAAUUUACAAAAUUCAAAUUAAUUGUUCGCGACGCGAGAGUAUUUCCGGGCAUUUGGUUUGAUUUUAUUUAUCCCCAUAAUUCAAGUCUAUUCUUUGCUACUCCUUAGAUAUAUGUUGCAGCCGAUAACAAUAAAAUUUAAAGCCCUGUCCUGCUUUGAAACAAACAUUUACCAACGUGUAUUUUUACGAGGUCGUACCCACGCUAACAAAGCAGUCACCGAUCGGCAAACAGAAUUUGUAAACAAACAUCUUAUUACUGUUAUCUCAGUUCGCCUUAUAUAAUCCCAGAAAUACCUACAAAUAGCGCCUGACCGGUGACAAAAACACACAACGUAUGAGUAUAAAGAUUAUCCUUAACUGAGCAUAAAUUUCAAUUGCUUAUCAGCAAAUGAACAAAUUCAUUCGCGUUGCAUUGGGUCAGUGUUCCGCAAAACAAAUGUUAUCGAGUAGAACACAUAAAGAAACUAGAUUAUAAACAGAAUAUUCAGGCAAUAAUUUAUUUUAAAAACAUCAAUUCUUAAACAUAUACGAUCGUAAAGCAAAGAUACAAGGAACAUUUCAAGUGUACCAGAUCGGUGAAGAUCGCGCGGCCUGUUGCGGUAUAACUACAGGUCGGAGUCAAAAAUCAAAUCAAAGUUGAACGAACUCAUGCCUUUAACCACUUUCCAAGUGUCGUGUAUUCUUUUCGUAAGCCACACACUACUCCUAGAACCAUACCAGAUCGAAAGGCUAAGCUUUUCUAUCUCCAAAGACUCUUGAGAACGUCCUGUUGCCGGACGGCCACGAUGCUCUUCUGAACCUCCAUGAUCAAAACAUUAUUUUUUGCGUCUUCUCAAAACGUAACCAGUCAAACGACAAAACCACACGUUAAUCACCACUACCGAAGUAUAACUAGACCAGCCAAAGCGACGGAUGUCCGAAUAAAACGAAGGAUUUUCAAUGAUUGUACCGGUAAUGGCGAUUUCGAAUUUAGUGUUGACCCAACAAAGUUAUUCUGAAGAGACAAACGGCGCGCAUGCGCAUUAUCGUGAACCAGUCCCUUUAACGACGGUGAUUCACAGACGUACUCUCUCCCCUUUUUUUUUUAUUUGAGGGGAGGGGACGUCUGUACACAGGCUUAAGAAUCAUGUGAUGCUGUGGAAAAUUAUUCUUUGAUUAACCUUUACUUAUCUAUUAGUGAAGUGGUCUCCCCGCGGUCGAUUCUUCAUUUGCAUCAUGUCCCUUAUGGGCUACCGUAGGUACUCAACCCAGUUUAAAAAAUAGAUGGAGGUUUAUCAACCACAUGGUAAAAAAGGGGACUGUGAGUUCUCAAACACCUUAACCUAAAGUUCAUAAGCAGUAGUCCAUUUUCCUUGUUUCCCGCAAAUUCAGUGGUCUGCUAAAAGGCUGCCGUUAAAUCAAAAAUAGGGCCCUUGGCAUCUUCCAUUUCCUUAUUGAAUCCCUCCUCCCUCCCCCGCCCCCCUCCACUAGUUUGGAAUGUUGUACACUUGCUUUCAAGGCGGUGUAGCUUGUUCCAGGCUCCGAGAUGGUCGGGUCCGCUGAUUUCGCGUGCCUUUUUCUUUCGCGUCUUCCCCACUAUCUGAGAGCCUGGAACAGGAUAAAGGCGUUGCAAAAUGCCUAAAUGAGUUAAUUAAUAAAAGCUGAGUUUUGUUUAUCAAAUCGCCUUUUUCAAGCAUAGUUCUACGUGUAGUUCUAUUCAUUUGUUUUACGGACUUGGAAAGUAGCAAACCAAACUGUUUAAGGCAAAUAUCUACAACAAAGCUUGGUUUUCAUUUAUUCGCAGCAGUUGGUUUGGUUGCCGAGCAUAUUGAAAUAAUUCGCCAGAACUACAAACGUCAUGAGGGAUGGCUCGCGCCCUUUCCUUGGUGCGAAGACUUUCAGUUUCAACUAAGCGAUAUUUAUACACGGCUUCGUAUGGUCAGUAGGGAGAAAAGAGCGAGAACAACAGCGGAGCAAAGAGUUGUUGAAACGACUGAAAUCUUCAAAUCCCACGAUGAAUGCAAAAAACCUAGAAAAGUAUUGAUUGAAGGAAAGCCAGGUAUGGGGAAGACGACGUACUGCAAUAAGGUUGCUUACGACUGGGCUAUAAACAUAGACAACGAAGAAGACUGCUUUCCGGAAUUUGAGAUGGUGCUCUUGCUGAAAUGCCGUGAUGUCGAGAUCGAGUCCGAUCUUUGGGGAGCCAUUGACGAUCAGCUUUUGCCAGAUGAAAUUCAUCAAAAGGAAAGAGAGAAAUUCUUUGAGUUCAUUCGGCAAAAUCAAUCAAAGGUUCUACUGAUACUUGACGGAUUGGACGAGUUACCUUCGAGCAAACUGCCGGGGUUUACCGACGUCAUACAAGGUAAAAUGCUUCCUCUAUGUCACCUUGUGGUUACAGCGCGACACGAGGCAGGGAUACCUAUGAGAAAGGUUUGUGACACUCUGCUAGAGAUUGAAGGUUUCACUUAUCAAGAGAGCAAAGAAUUUAUUCACAAAUAUUUUGCCGGCAAGGAAGAUUUAGCCGAAAAGCUCUUGGAUAAAAUACAGAUUGAGAAAAGGCUUAAAGAGAUGACAGCGAACCCAAUAAACACUGCACUGCUUUGCCUUCUUUGUGAAGAUUUUCAAGGUAUUUUACCUGAAAGUAGAACUCAGUUGUAUUUGGAAAUAGUACAAUGUGUUCUUAUCAGAUACAGGACAAAGAAAGGUCUACCAGUCGAAAAUGAGGAUCUGAUUGAAAUCUACAAAGAUCAGUUGAAACUCCUUGGCUUGAUAGCUUUAAACGGCCUGUAUGAAGACAACAUGUACUUUCAGGACAAAAAGCUUUCAAGUGAAAAUGCCGACUUACCUGAAUUUGGCUUUCUGUCAGCUCAACCUGGAAGCAGCAAACGAAGACCGUGUAUGUAUUACGGUUUUACGCAUAAGAGUUUUCAAGAGUUCUUCGCGGGACAUUAUCUUUGUUGCCAACUUGUUAGCAAAGAAACCAAUCCAGAAAUAUUGGUCACUGACACAAGAUAUUUUGGAGCGCUGAGAGAGGUAUUGAAAUUUACCUGUGGUCUGCUUGCAGUGACAUCUGAAGAAAGUGCCGUAGCCCUUAUUAACUGCAUAGCGAAUGAGGUAAACAAAGUUGAUGCGGGAACGGAACGUUUACUUGUUGCAGUUGAGUGCAUUAAAGAAUGCAAAAUUGAAAGCAGUGAUUUUCAUAUAGAACUGACACGUACCUUUGGCGCAUGUCUGGCACUUCAACAGUGGGAGAUCAAACGUAAAGGUCUAGGUGACGCUGCUAAUGCUGUGAUUGCUGCCGUGCUUAAAGCAAACACAACUCUGACGAAUUUGAGUUUUUCAGGUAAUAACCUUGGUUCUGCCGGUGCGGAGUCACUUGCUACAGCGCUGAAAACAAACACAACUCUGACAAAUUUGGAUUUGUCUGGCAAUAACCUUGGUCCUGCCGGUGUGGAGUCACUUGCUACAGCGCUAAAAAUAAACACAACUCUGACAAAUUUGGAUUUGUCUGGCAAUAACCUUGGUCCUGCCGGUGUGGAGUCACUUGUUACAGCGCUAAAAACGAACACAACUCUGACAAAUUUGGAUUUGUCUGGCAACAACCUUGGUCCUGCCGGUGUGGAGUCACUUGCUACAGCGCUAAAAACAAACACAACUCUGACAAAUUUGGAUUUGUCUGGCAAUAACCUUGGUCCUGCCGGUGUGGAGUCACUUGCUACAGCGCUAGAAACAAACACAACUCUGACAAAUUUGGAUUUGUCUAGCAAUAGCCUUGGUCCUGCCGGUGCGGAGUCACUUGCUACAGCGCUAAAAACAAACACAACUCUGGCAAAUUUGUCUUUGAACGGAAAUAAGCUUGGUCCUGCAGCUGCCGGUGCGGAGUUACUUGCUACAACGCUAAAAACAAACACAACUCUGACACAUUUGGUUUUGACACGAAAUACCCUUGGUUCUGCCGGUGCGGAGUCACUUGCUACAGCGCUAAAAACAAACACAACUCUGACAAAUUUGGAUUUGGCUCACAAUGGAAUUGGUCGUGCCGGUGCGGAGUCACUUGCUACAGCGCUAAAAACAAACACAACUCUGACAAAUUUGAGUUUGUCCCGAAAUAGGCUUCGUCCUGCCGGUGCGGAGUCACUUGCUACAGCGCUAGAAACAAACAGAACUCUGACAAAUUUGGAUUUCUCCCAAACUGACGUUGGUCCUGCCGGUGCUAAGUCACUUGCUACAGCGCUAGAAACAAACACAACUCUGACAAAGUUGUAUUUGGCUUACAAUAGCAUUGGUCCUGCCGGUGCGGAGUCACUUGCUACAGCGCUAAAAACAAACACAACUCUGACAAAUUUGGAUUUGGGUUUGAAUGACCUUCGUCCUGAAGGGGCGGAGUCACUUGCUACAGCACUAAAAACAAACACAACUCUGACAAAGUUGUAUUUGGCUUACAAUAGCAUUGGUCCUGCCGGUGCGGAGUCACUUGCUACAGCGCUGAAAACAAACACAACUCUGACAAAUUUGGAUUUGUCCCAAACUGACGUUGGUCCUGCCGGUGCGGAGUCACUUGUUACAGCGCUAAAAACAAACGCAACUGUGACAAAUCUAAAAUACUAA
Molecule: messenger RNA, 25218 nt
Organism: Porites lobata
Lineage: Eukaryota; Metazoa; Cnidaria; Anthozoa; Scleractinia; Poritidae
Source: the annotation of a GenBank genome assembly